GGUUAGAACGAGGCGUGACCCAGUUGACGCGCGCUGGAAGGAGAGGGGAGUGGGAAGGAGGCAGAGAGGUGCAAACAGCCGCCGACGCUGCCACUCUCGCCACCCCAGCGGUGCCGUCGCCCAGCCGGGUCAGCGUGCUUCUCUCUCGCCCGUGAGCCUGGGGAACCUGCAGCUCAAAGCCGCCGCUAGCCACAGCACCAUGUACCCCGGGAACAAGCGGAAAAAGCUCUGGCGGGAGGAGAAAGAACGUUUGUUGAAAAUGACAUUGGAAGAGAGACGUAAAGAAUAUUUACGGGAUUAUGUACCCUUGAAAGAUAUUCCAACAUGGAAGGAAGAAAUGAAAAACAAAGCCCAAAGUGAUGAAGACAACACCAAUGAAGCUUUCUUGCUGCAGAAAAGUCUUAGUGAAAAAGUCUCCCUAUACAGAGGUGAUAUCACAGUGCUUGAGAUUGAUGCCAUAGUUAAUGCUGCUAAUUCAAGUCUUCUUGGAGGAGGUGGUGUGGAUGGAUGUAUACAUAGAGCUGCUGGUCCUUGUCUAGUUGCUGAAUGUCGCAGUCUGAGCGGCUGUGAAACCGGACAAGCCAAAAUCACUUGUGGUUAUGACCUACCAGCAAAAUAUGUCAUUCACACUGUGGGACCUAUAGCUCGAGGACAUAUUAGUGAUAUCCAUAAAGAAGAUCUGGCAAAUUGCUAUAAAACCUCCUUGAAACUGGCAAAAGAGAACCUCAUCAGAUCAAUUGCUUUCCCAUGUAUCUCAACAGGCAUUUAUGGUUUUCCAAAUGAGCCAGCUGCAGUCAUUGCACUUACCACAAUCAAGGAGUGGUUAAGCAAGAAUGAUAAUGAGAUGGACCGUGUCAUUUUUUGUGUAUUUUUGGAAGUUGACUACAAAAUUUACAAGAAGAAAAUGAACGACUUCUUCCCAACAGAGGGAGCUGAGAAGAAAAGUCACUCUCCUUCACCCGUGAAAUGCAAAGCCAAACUGUCUGAGAAUCUGGAGGAUGAUAAUGAGGGAGGUGAGAAUGGAACAGAAGUGAAGCCAAGCAGUGAUGAACCGGAGCAUCAGAGCCAAGAAACAGAUGAGGCAGUUUCUUCAAUUCCAAGCAGCCCAGCAGAUGGAGAAGAGAACCUGGGCAAGGAAAAAGAAUCCCCAGAUACAAAAGAGCCUAAUCCAGUGCCUCAUGCAACCUGUGAAGAAGAUCAAACUGAUGGACUGCAAGAUGAUUCCUCAGAAGUUGAAAUGAAUACUCAGGCAGAUUCUCAAAUCUCUGACAUGGAAGCUGAAGAUACUUUGAUAACCCAGGAGGAGACAAUAAAGGAAGAGAAACCUCAGGAUCCUGAAGUAGAUAAAACUAAUCAGGAGAGCAAAGGACAAGAUAAAGGUGCAGAAGAAGAGAAAGGAAAGCAGGUGAUGGAUUCCAUGCAGCCCGAAGGGCAAUGCGAUACAGAAAACAUUUCAAGUAUUGAUGUUGAAAUGAAUAGUCAAGUUGAAAACCUAGAAGAGCCUACACAAUCACAGACAGAAAAUUAAUCUCAGGAAGACCAAGAUGAUAGAAGAAAGCAGGAAGUGACCGAAGAUCUGCAGUCACUAGUGCAUUAUUUGAUGACAUUCUGACUAACAGACAGCAGCACACCAUGGAGUGCAAAAUAGGGAGGGGGAGGGGAGGGCAAGGCAAUUAAGGGAUUUGACUGAUUCUUUAUAUUUGUUUUCUCUUCUCCUGUUCAGUUGGUUUGGUAGAUGACAUGAAGCUUCUUUACUAUAGGUUGUAGAGUCUUGGUUUAGAUUUCUUUGCCUCAUUCCUAUCUGUUCUGCCUCUCCUUUUGAAAUCCUAAGGCCCCAUUUUUCUGAGUAUAUAUUGUUAGCUUCUAAAUACUGUCUCUCAGUUGCAAUUCCUCUUCAAGGCAAAAUAGGAAAAGGAUGUUUUAAGCAUUGUCCUUCAAGAGUCUGAGGGUUUCUUUGGAGUGUUCACAAAGCACUUACAUCUGUCAUUACUCCCAUCAAGUAAAGAUGCUGGCGGUACUAGUAUCCUUUGAUCUGUUGGUAAAGUCAACUUGGAAACUAGUUUAUACAGGGAUUUAUACAAAUGUUUAUGCACAUAAACAUUUCAGCUUGGUAGACUUUUCCUAAAGCCAGUAUAACUACAAGAAUUAAGGGUGAAUAGACAUGUUACCGUGAAUAAAGAUUUGAGGGUUACUAAUGUCAAAAUUACAACCUCUCCAUUCGGGGACUAACAAAAACAAUUCCAGUCACAUGGCUGAUACCCCAUGUAGAGAUUCUCUAUGUAAAGUAGAGGCUGAAAGGCACUUCUAAAUGGAGAUUGUCCAUAAUCAAACUAAAUAUAGAUUACAACUCCUGCACAGAGAUGCCCUUACACAAAGUGCUAUUCAGCCAUUUCCAGAUCAGAGCUAAUGACAUUUGAAUUAGCCCCCAGACUGUUUUAACUCAGACCCAGGAGAAUAACUAAAUUGUCCACAGACAGAAUGCAAAUGAGUGUUAUGGAAAAAUACAUCUCUCAAUGAAUAAGAGUCACAGUACCGAAGAAAGGAUCGUCCAUAUUCAGGAGAAUAACUUUCUUUGAUCCCCAAAAUCAGGACAUGGAUUUCUUUUUCCUGCUUGUAAGCAUCCCAAGAUGUGGAGUAUGUCUAAUGGGUUAGAUUUUUUUUUUUAUAGGACAAACAAUCUCCACAAUUAGCCAACUCCUUGCAAAUCUACUCAUGGCACGAAACCUUUUAUCUAUCCUAGUGGUAUUUCUCCACAGCUCAAUAUUGCAUUGCUUACUAAUAGGUGAACAUCUCUGGAGUAUUUGGACAUGUCUAAAGUACCUAUUAAUUCCAGUGCCCUCUGGGUAAGAGGGGUUGCAGAUACUCUGCAUCUCGCACACAGUAUAAUAUGGCUUGUGGCUUUAACAAUUUCAUGCCUACUCUUGUUACAUUUUCAACUGCAUAUGCACACUUUUUAAAUACAUAAAAUGCAAUUAACAGAUAUUGGUGAUGAAUGUUGUACCAUAUGUCAUCUGUUUUGCUAGCAAAUGCUGGGCUCAACUGAAAAACAAAAUUUUGCAUUCAUUUUUCAACUACAUUGUAAAUUAAACUGAUACCCUACUUGCAAGAUUGAAAGAACACUCAGCAUGGGACCAAGGCUUGAUAUUCUGUAAACUAGUUUCCAACUGCUGUUAAAAACAAUUACAGGAAGGUUUUUCUGUAUUAUGAGAUGCUGGUUUUGCGUAAUUAUGCAUAUGUACCAUCUUCCAAACUUUUUUAAAUAAUUCCAAAUAUAACAAAGGUGUAUGCACAUGAAAGGAUGCUGAAAUUUACCAGCCUCGGCUUACUUGUAAAUAUCUCUAACACAAAUCUCAGAUAAAUAGUAACCAUUGUUUAUGCUUACACUAGAAUACCCAACUAUAAAUUGGUUCGUGAUAUCUAAUUUGUAGAAAGAUUUUUGAAAAAUGAAAAUUGGUUUCAAAUAGAUACAUAGCUUUGUUGCCUUAUAAGCAAUAUUUAUGUAUUCAAAACCCACCGCAUUCUAAAAAUUUGAUACUUUUAACUAUUGAUUUCUCUUCUCUUUUUCAACCAUUCAUUACAUUGGUGACCUGGAAGAUUCCUUUUAGUUACCACAUAAGCACAGUAUCAUCCAGAUUAAUAUGAAUUUAUAUUUCAAUGAAAUAUAUAAAAUGUUUGGUUACACUUAUAUCAAUACCAUCUGAUAUUUUUGAUAUGCUUAUUAAGAAUGUAUAUUUAGUCCCCCAUUUAUCCAUGGAGCACAUGUGCCUCUUUUCUUCUCCAUUCCUGCUUGACCGUUCCUAUUUCCCUCUAGCUCUCCUUGCCACUGAGCUGUCAUUUCUGUUUCAGUUUACUGUGAUUCAAAGACUUAGUUAGCCAUCCAACGUGAAUUAUUGCAAUUCAACAAAAAGCAACAAAAUCAAAACAAGUGAGGCAACCUUCAUUGCAUGGCUCUCCUUGCCCAAUUGGGGUCAUGCAUGGAAAGAGAUUUUUUUUAAAAAAAUAAAUAAUUCACUACAAUAUGUGAUACAUGAUGGUGGAGUUUAAAAAGAAUUGUAGCCUGGGAUUCCUCUGCAUGCAAAUUUGGGAAAGAAAUCCUUCAUCCUUUUCUCCAAAAGAAAAAGAAAAAAUUGCAAGGCGAGACAGAAGUAUUGGGCUUGUAUAAAUUUUACAAGGUGGCCAAAAUGUCUUUUCUAGCUUGUUUUGAGCCUUUCAUACUUCAGACAUGCUUUCAGCAUCACCGAGCACUUUGAAGUGAAGAAGACUUUUCUAUCCCACUUCUGGAAUUUUAUGAGACACGGUCAUAAAAUGUUGCAUGGUCACAUAUUUGCUUCUGGGAAUGCCAAGAAAGAGGCCCCAAAUUGCUGCUAGCGUAAAUGGGGGGAACCUCUGUUGGUGGCGGAAGAAAAAAAUGGAAAAUUUUGGCCGCCUUGUAAUGUUUAUAUCUCUAUGAGCCUCCCACUCCAAUCUGGUACAAUCUAUACAGAUUUCUAAAAUAAACAUUGGAACAAAAAUUUGCCUUUAGAAUUGUGUUCCAAAAAGAGACCUAAUGGGUCCCAUAAUCCCAAUAAAUAUAUUUCGGCUUCUGAAAAUGACUUUCUUCACCGGUUCACAUCUGUGCCCAAAACACCUUGCUUUUGGGGUGUGAUAGCAAAGCAUGAAGCCAAGAUUAAACACUUCAAACAGGAAAGUGGCAGGAUUAUUCCUGCUAACUAUGCCUUCUUGGGUUGAGGGGGCUUACUUGCAUUGAAAUGAGUAAAUACCACAGACAGGUUUCAGACUGAGUUCAUGAUGUUCUCAUAGGGCCUGUGUGUAGUUAGGUAAACCAUAUGUGCAUUAAUUAAACUAUUGUUUUCUUGCAGCUUGUGUCACAUAGGAACAAGUUUAUGGAUUCUGAGUUGAAGUUGUUUGAGCAUUAGAUACUAGAGGAACCCUUAAAACAGGAGGUUGGGGGUUCAACCAUCCUUCUUCUGCUGCUAUCAUCCAUUAGACAGUAGGGUGUUGUUUUUUUCUUCCUUUUCUUUUUUCUUGCAAGUGCAGGGCCUGCUUUUCUCAGAUAAUGGAUAUUCUUAAGCAAAUGUGCCUUUGGCUAUUUGCCCAUAAAGACAAAGGAUGCACAGCAAGUUCUUGAAUUGAUCUCACUUUCUAAGUGGGCUGUACUGAGAUAGGUAGUUUCUUCCUACUGAGUUGAUCACUGGCUCUUUUUACUAAGUAUUAUCUGCACUGGGGGGCAGUAAAUCUCCAUCAUUUCAGACAGAUUAUUUCUCCCAACCCUAAAAUUUUGAGGUCUACAAGGAAUAUGCACCAAUCCUAUAGGUUUCCACCACCACCACCAAAAAACAAAUCUUGCAAAGAAUGUAUUACUAUUCUUUUGCCUGUUCUUGGAAAUGACACCAGCUGAAAGAUACUACUUAUUCCUAAAGAUUGUUAUGUGGCUUGAUAAAGCAUCAUCAUAAUUUGCCUUUUCACUCCCCAAUCUCCUUAAAGCAUUGUGGUGUUUAAGUUUUAGAAAGGAGCAAAAAUAGAAGGUAUUAAUGUAAGCAAGAAGAGAGUUAGAAAAAUAAGCACAGAAAGCAACUGAAACUUUGGCUAAAUCUGAAUGAUCUCGGAAAAAAAUGUGUGAGCAAAAUAUCCUGAUCAGUAGACAUUUUCCCAUAUUCGAUCAUAGCCAUCUUUUCUGACUGUUGCCAACAUCUUCAUUUCGGUUCUCAUUACCAGUGAUGCUUCUCUCUGAUCUAAAUGCUUUGCCUCCCUACGCUAUCACCAAGAAUGAAGUAGAGAGAGGACUCUUGGACUAGGAAGGUGAAAAAAUCCGAUGACAUUUCAACUGUCUGAUUUCCAACUCGACUGUAUAAAUUAUUAUUUUUCUCACUUAGAAAUCUAGGCUUGGAGAAGGUUGCUUUCAUACAACCAACCAGAUAGAGAAUAAUACUAUUAACUUAUUUUCUUUUGGCUAGUCCUACCCAGACACGCUUUAAUAGCAAUUAGAAUCAGUUUUGUUACCAUUUAGGGAUGCCUGGACAGUACAUUCUGAAUGUUGUGGAUUUUUAUAUUAACAACAUAAAUUUACGGACAAUUAAAGAGUACAAGCUCUCCAGCACCACCACCCUGUCCUCCACAGCCACUUUCACAAUACUUUGAGCAUUAAGAUCAAAGGUCUGUCUCCAAAGAGGGGACUUUGUAUUAUUUUGAGAAACCUGUGUUUAAUGACCUCCUUCUACAUCGAUGUUCUGCUUUAGCAAUUCUUCUGGUACCAGACUUGCCUCUUUUUCAUGAAAACAUACAGAGCAGGCAACUGAUACUAUUAGGCAAUAUAUUGUUCAAUGCAACUAAUUGUAUUUCUUCUCCCAAACGAGGCUUCCCCCUCCCUCUCUUUUAUGAAUUAACAUUGUUCAGUUUACACACUUGAUUUGAACAAAACACAUUGUCUUUAUAUGCAGCGCAUGUCUGCUUUGCUUUUAAAAUGACAAAGUUAGCCAAAUACGUUGGAUAUAUUUUCUUGGGAAAUAAGGUUUUUUGUGACAUUUGUGAUAUAAAGAAAGUCAGAAAAAAAUGUAAUUUUCUUGAUCAAAAAUACGUUUUUACUUCAAUGCAAAUAAUUGUAGUACCUUGCUUGCAAAAUAUCUUCUAAGAAAUAAUACAGACUUCUACAUAGGGUUAAUACAAGGCUCUUUUGUUAAUCUGCCAUUUAAAUGCUGGAUUUGCUGAUGAAUCUGUUUUUCUUUUUUUUCCCCUUUUGUCUGUGCCAUGCCUAACUAAAAACUCUAACAAACAAUGCCUUCAUACUAAAAUGUUUGUUAAAAGCAAAAUAAGAAUAAACCUUGAAACUGAAA
Molecule: messenger RNA, 6830 nt
Organism: Pantherophis guttatus
Lineage: Eukaryota; Metazoa; Chordata; Lepidosauria; Squamata; Colubridae
Gene: MACROD2
Product: mono-ADP ribosylhydrolase 2
Biological process (GO): purine nucleoside metabolic process; DNA damage response; peptidyl-glutamate ADP-deribosylation
Cellular component (GO): nucleoplasm
Molecular function (GO): ADP-ribosylglutamate-[protein] hydrolase activity
Source: RefSeq, a predicted model, not a curated record